Molecule: messenger RNA, 9924 nt
Organism: Dipodomys ordii (Ord's kangaroo rat)
Lineage: Eukaryota; Metazoa; Chordata; Mammalia; Rodentia; Heteromyidae
Gene: Znf462
Product: zinc finger protein 462
Exons: 13
Coding region: 291-7802 (2503 amino acids)
Biological process (GO): regulation of gene expression
Cellular component (GO): nucleus
Source: RefSeq, a predicted model, not a curated record
GAGAGAGAGCGCGAGAGAGAGGGGGGGAGAGAGAGAGAGAGAGAUAUCUCAGGUCAUCUGCAGCUGCAGCGAGUCUGAGGAGCCGAGGAAGGCAGGGAAGAUGGCGAUCCUCCAUUGCUGAGACCCGGCAGAAGCACAUGAGACUCCCAAACAACUUCCACAACAAUAACCCGAGCAGGAAGAGGAGAAAGAGAAAGAGGAUCAGGAGGCGGUGGGGCUGGAGAGCCCGAAGCACCUCCCGGCGCCGGGACGCUUCUUCUGUUCCUAAUGUGAGAGGGUAGCCCCAGAUCAUGGAGGUCCUUCAGUGUGAUGGCUGUGACUUCAGAGCCCCAUCUUACGAAGAUCUCAAGGCACACAUCCAGGAUGUCCACACCGCAUUCCUGCAGCCCACUGAUGUCGCGGAGGACAAUGAAAAUGAGCCCCGAUCCGGGUCCAUGAAUGCUGGGAAUCAGACAGAAGUGGAAUUUUCUUCAGUAAAGGAUGAAUUUGCCAUUGCAGAGGAUUUAUCAGGUCAAAAUGCAACUGCAUUGGGGACCGGAAGUUACUAUGGCCACAGUCCAGGAUAUUAUGGUCAGCAUAUUUCCCCUAAUCCCAAACCAACAAACAAGUUUUUUCAAUGCAAGUUCUGCGUACGCUACUUCAGGUCAAAAAAUCUCCUCAUAGAACACACUAGGAAGGUCCAUGGAGCUCAAGCUGAAGGGAGUUCGGCUGGACCACCUGUCCCCGGAUCCUUAAAUUAUAAUAUUAUGAUGCACGAGGGAUUUGGAAAGGUCUUCUCUUGCCAGUUUUGCACAUACAAGUCGCCAAGGAGGGCAAGAAUCUUGAAGCAUCAGAAGAUGUAUCACAAAAACAGUCUAAAGGAGACCACCGCUCCUCCACCUGAUCCUGAUCCCCUGCCAGAUCCUGUGGUCCCGCCUCUGUCCCUGCAGGACCCCUGCAAGGAACUCCCAGCGGAGGUUGUAGAGCGUAGCAUCUUAGAAUCCAUGGUCAAACCUUUGACGAAGUCUCGAGGCAACUUCUGCUGUGAGUGGUGCAGCUACCAGACGCCCCGGCGAGAACGCUGGUGUGACCACAUGAUGAAGAAACACCGUAGUAUGGUCAAAAUCCUUUCCAGUCUGAGGCAGCAGCAGGAAGGGACUAAUCUACCUGAUGUGCAGAAGAAUCCUCCAAGCCCCACAUCCAACUCCAGCUACCUAUCCAUGAAUGCUGCAAGCCGGGAGAUACCCAGCACUAACGUAUCUAACUACAGGGGCUCCAUCGGCAACUCCAUCAUGAGACCCAAUUCUUCCACUUCCAAGUAUUCGCCCAUGUCUUACCCUCAGAUGAAGCCGAAGUCACCUCAUAAUUCUGGUCUCAUUAACUUAGCAGAGAGAUCGCGGUAUGGAAUGACUGACAUGACCAAUUCUUCUACUGACCUGGAAACUAACAGCAUCCUAAAUGACUCUAGUUCUGAUGAAGAAUUAAAUGAAAUAGACAGUGAGAACGGUUUGAGUGUGAUGGAUCACCAGACAUCAGGCCUGUCGGCUGAGCAGCUGAUGAGCUCAGAUGGCAACAAAUUAUUGGAGACCAAGGGGAUUCCAUUUAGAAGGUUCAUGAAUAGAUUCCAGUGCCCCUUUUGUCCUUUCCUGACCAUGCACCGGCGUAGCAUCUCCCGCCACAUAGAAAACAUCCACUUGUCUGGGAAGACCGCUGUCUACAAAUGUGACGAGUGUCCGUUUACUUGCAAGAGUUCAUUAAAACUUGGGGCUCAUAAACAGUGUCACACGGGUACAACGUCAGAUUGGGAUGCUGUGAAUUCCCAGAGUGAAUGCAUUUCUUCCUCACUGAACGAAGGCGUGGUGUCUUUCGAGAGCUCGAGCAUCAAUGGUAGAAAGUCAGGGGUCCUGUUGGACCCUUUGCAGCAACAGCAGCCGCCACAGCCACCACCACCACUACCACCACCACCACCACCACCAUCACAGCCACUACAACAGUCACAACCACCACAGCUACAGCCACCACAUCAGAUGCCCCCUCAGCCACAGCCGCCACCUACCCAGCAGCCACAGCCCCCCACGCCAGCCCCACCUCUGCACCCUUAUAAGUGUACCAUGUGUAGUUACUCCACCACCACUCUGAAAGGGCUAAGAGUCCAUCAGCAGCACAAGCAUUCAUUCUGUGACAACUUGCCAAAAUUCGAGGGGCAGCCCUCAAGCCUACCACUGGAAAACGAGACAGACAGCCUCCCCUCUUCCAGCAACACUGUGAAGAAAAGUCAGACCUCAAUUCUUGGGUUGUCCUCCAAGAACAAUUUUGUAGCUAAAGCCUCUAGGAAGCUCGCUAAUGACUUCCCUCUUGAUUUAUCCCCUGUGAAGAAGAGAACUAGAAUUGACGAGAUAGCAAGCAACCUGCAGAGCAAGAUCAACCAAACCAAACAGCAAGAAGAUGCGGUGAUCAACGUUGAGGAUGACGAGGAGGAAGAGGAAGACAAUGAAGUGGAGAUAGAGGUCGAGCUGGACAGGGAAGAAGAGCCCACAGAAGCCAUCCUGGAGAUCCCCACUGCUUUUUCAGCCCAACAGAUUUGGGCCAGAGAUACCACUGAGCCCCAGAAAGAGCCCAACUUCCGAACUAUCGCCCACGAUUACAAUGCCACCAAUGGGGCUGAGAUUGAGCUGACCCUUUCUGAAGAUGAAGAAGAUUACUACGGUUCCUCAACAAACAUGAAAGACCAUCAAGUCUCCAAUACUGCUUUGCUAAGUACCCCAACUCCUAUCUAUGGAACUGAGCACAGUAAUGAAAAUACAGACUUUGGUGACUCUGGAAGACUGUACUAUUGUAAACACUGUGAUUUUAACAACAAAUCUGCCCGGAGUGUUAGCACCCACUACCAGCGAAUGCACCCAUACAUUAAAUUCAGCUUUAGGUACAUCUUGGACCCAAAUGAUCACAGUGCUGUGUACAGGUGCCUGGAAUGCUACAUCGAUUACACCAACUUUGAAGAUCUCCAGCAGCAUUAUGGGGAACACCACCCCGAAGCCAUGAAUGUACUCAACUUUGAUCAUUCGGAUCUGAUCUACCGGUGUCGGUUUUGUUCCUACACGAGCCCGAAUGUUAGAAGCCUGAUGCCGCAUUACCAAAGAAUGCAUCCCACAGUGAAGAUCAACAAUGCCAUGAUAUUUUCUAGCUACGUGGUGGAGCAGCAGGAAGGGCUGAACACAGAAUCUCAGACCUUGAGGGAGAUUCUGAAUUCGGCUCCCAAGAACAUGGCGACGUCCACUCCUGUGGCUCGUGGUGGUGGUGGUGGUUUGCCCUCUCCGUUUAGUAAAAACACACCUUCAAAGACUUUUACUCCAGAAUGUGAAAACCAGAAGGACCCUGCGGUCAACACCGUUGUCGUGUAUGAUUGUGAUGUGUGCUCAUUUGCCAGUCCCAACAUGCAUUCUGUCUUGGUUCAUUAUCAGAAGAAACACCCUGAAGAAAAGGCCUCCUACUUUAGGAUCCAGAAAACCAUGCGCAUGGUGUCUGUGGACAGGGGCUCUGCCCUUUCCCAAUUAUCAUUUGAGGUGGGUGCUCCAAUGUCUCCCAAAAUGUCCAACAUGGGUUCCCCACCCCCCCCACAGCCCCCACCACCAGACCUCAGUAUUGAGCUUUACUACUGCAAACACUGUUCCUACAGCAAUCGGUCAGUUGUGGGAGUGCUUGUUCACUACCAGAAAAGACACCCAGAAAUAAAGGUCACUGCCAAAUAUAUCAGACAGGCUCCUCCCACAGCUGCAAUGAUGAGAGGGGUCGAAGGGCCCCAAGACUCCCUUCGGCCUCCUGUCUCCAUGCAGCCGCUGAACCGGAGCAGUGCGGAGAGAGAUGGCCCUCCUGUGGAGAAUGAGAUGUUCUUUUGCCAGCAUUGUGAUUACGGGAACCGGACGGUCAAAGGUGUCCUCAUUCAUUAUCAGAAGAAGCACCGAGACUUCAAGGCCAACGCAGAUGUGAUCCGCCAGCACACAGCCACCAUCCGAAGCCUCUGUGACCGGAACCAGAAGAACUCGGCCAGUUGUGUGCUGCUUUCCCCUUCUGGUAUAGAGCGAGAUAAGACGAAGCUCCGAGCACUCAAGUGUAGGCAGUGUUCUUAUACCUCCCCCUAUUUCUAUGCACUGAGGAAGCAUAUCAAGAAAGACCACCCUGCCCUGAAGGCCACGGUCACGUCCAUCAUGCGAUGGGCGUUUCUAGAUGGCUUGAUAGAAGCUGGCUACCACUGCGAGUGGUGCAUUUACUCCCACACGGAGCCCAAUGGGCUGCUCCUGCACUACCAAAGGAGGCAUCCAGAGCAUUAUGUAGAUUAUACUUAUAUGGCGACCAAACUCUGGGCUGGGCCAGACCCAUCGUCUCCCUCUCUCGCCAUGCCAGCUGAAGCCAAAACGUACAGAUGUAGGGACUGUGUUUUUGAAGCUGUCUCUAUCUGGGACAUCACCAAUCAUUAUCAAGCCUUCCACCCCUGGUCCAUGAAUGGUGAUGAGUCCGUGCUGCUGGAUAUUAUCAAGGAGAAAGAUGUGGUUGAGAAACCCAUCCUUCCGUCCGAAGACUUGAUAGGUCCUGUGAAUUGUGAAAACAGUCUCCCCACCCCACUCCCCGAGCAGGAAGCUGAAUGCCCAGAGGAUGCAAGACUUUCCCCAGAGAAAACCUUGCAUCUGGCUUCAGCGAACCCUGCCAUCUCCUCUACCCCGUACCAGUGCACGGUGUGCCAGUCCGAGUAUAACAACCUGCACGGGCUCCUCACGCAUUAUGGGAAGAAGCACCCUGGCAUGAAAGUGAAGGCUGCCGACUUUGCCCAGGACAUCGACAUCAACCCCGGUGCGGUCUACAAAUGCAGGCAUUGUCCAUACAUCAACACCCGCAUCCACGGCGUGCUGACCCAUUAUCAGAAGCGACACCCGGCCAUCAAGGUGACCGCUGAGGACUUUGUGCACGACGUGGAGCAGUCGACUGACCUGUCCCAGAAUGACGUGGAAGAGACGAGCAGGAUUUUCAAACAGGGGUACGGCGCCUACCGGUGUAAGCUGUGCCCCUACACGCAUGGCACCUUGGAGAAACUCAAGAUCCAUUACGAGAAGUACCACAACCAGCCAGAAUUUGAUGUCUUUUCCCCAUCGCCCCCAAAGCUGCCAGUUUCCCUUGAGCCAGAGAUAACCACUGAAGUGAGCCCCUCCCAAAUCUCCAUCACCGAGGAGGAGGUGGGAGAAGAGUCCAUGUCCACUUCUCACUUCUCUACCUCGCACCUGGUCUCCCACACUGUGUUCCGGUGCCAGCUCUGCAAGUACUUCUGCUCCACCAGGAAGGGUAUCGCCAGGCAUUACCGGAUCAAGCACAACAAUGUCCGUGCCCAGCCAGAGGGCAAGAACAACCUCUUCAAGUGUGCCCUGUGUGCCUACACCAACCCCAUCCGUAAAGGGCUGGCUGCCCACUACCAGAAGCGCCACGACAUCGAUGCCUACUACACCCACUGCCUGGCAGCCUCCCGGACCAUCAGUGACAAGCCCAACAAGGUGAUCAUCCCAUCGCCACCCAAAGAUGACUCCCCACAGCUGAGCGAGGAACUCCGGCGGGCAGUGGAGAAGAAAAAGUGCUCCUUGUGUUCCUUCCAGUCGUUCAGCAAGAAGGGUAUCGUGUCCCAUUACAUGAAGCGUCAUCCAGGAGUGUUCCCAAAGAAGCAGCAUGCCAGCAAGUUGGGAGGCUACUUCACAGCUGUGUAUGCGGACGAACACGAGAAGCCCCCGCUGAUGGAAGAGGAGGAGAGAGGCAGCUUUGAGAAAGCCGAGGUGGAGGGCGAAGCUCAGGAAAUCGAGUGGCUCCCGUUUCGCUGUAUCAAAUGCUUCAAGCUGUCCUUCAGCACGGCCGAGCUGCUGUGCAUGCAUUACACCGAUCACCACAGCCGGGACCUGAAGAGGGACUUCGUCAUUCUAAGCAAUGCCCCCCGCCUGCAGAACGCUACCUACCAGUGUAAGCACUGUGAUAGCAAAUUGCAAAGCAUAGCAGAGCUGACCUCACAUUUGAACAUUCACAAUGAGGAAUUCCAGAAGCGUGCCAAACGCCAGGAGAGGAGGAAACAGCUUUUGAGCAAGCAGAAAUAUGCAGAUGGUGCUUUUGCAGAUUUCAAACAAGAGAGGCCUUUUGGUCAUUUAGAAGAGGUGCCAAAGAUCAAGGAGAGGAAAGUGGUGGGCUACAAGUGUAAAUUCUGUGUGGAAGUGCACCCAACGCUCCGAGCCAUCUGCAAUCACCUACGGAAGCACGUCCAGUAUGGCAGCGUCCCGGCCGUGAAGGGGCUGCGUUCUCAUGAGAGGAGCCAUCUGGCCCUGGCCAUGUUUACCCGAGAGGACAAGUACAGCUGCCAGUAUUGUUCCUUUGUUUCUGCUUUCAGGCACAAUUUGGAUCGCCAUAUGCAGACCCACCACGGACACCAUAAACCAUUCCGCUGCAAACUCUGCUCCUUCAAGUCCUCCUACAACAGCCGGCUGAAAACGCACAUACUCAAAGCUCAUGCUGGUGAACAUGCCUACAAGUGUUCUUGGUGCUCAUUCUCUACCAUGACCAUCAGCCAGUUGAAGGAACAUUCCCUCAAAGUCCACGGAAAAUCCCUGACCCUCCCCCGGCCACGGAUUGUCAGUCUCCUCUCCUCACAUGCCCACCACGCCUCACAAAAGACUACCCCAGCUGAAGAAGUAGAAGACUCCAAUGACUCUUCCUACUCCGAACCCCCUGAUGUCCAGCAGCAGCUGAACCACUAUCAGUCAGCUGCCUUGGCGAGAAACAACAGCAGGGUUAGCCCUGUGUCUCUUUCUGGGGCUGCUGCUGGCUCCGAGCAGAAAAGCGAAGCUGUUCUUCACUGCGAAUUCUGUGAAUUCUCCUCUGGCUACAUCCAGAGCAUCAGGCGCCACUACCGGGAUAAGCAUGGCGGGAAGAAGCUUUUCAAGUGCAAAGACUGCACCUUUUACACAGGCUUUAAAUCUGCUUUUACUAUGCACGUGGAAGCUGGGCAUUCAGCCGUUCCUGAGGAGGGUCCCAAAGAUCUCCGCUGUCCUCUCUGCCUCUAUCACACCAAAUACAAGCGCAACAUGAUCGACCACAUCGUGCUGCACCGAGAAGAGCGAGUUGUCCCCAUUGAAGUAUGCCGGUCCAAACUGUCAAAAUACUUGCAGGGAGUAGUGUUCCGUUGUGACAAGUGCACUUUCACCUGCUCCAGCGACGAGAGCCUGCAGCAGCACAUCGAGAAGCACAAUGAGCUGAAACCUUACAAAUGCCAGCUCUGCUACUAUGAGAGCAAGCACACGGAGGAGCUGGAUGGGCACCUUCGGGAUGAGCAUAAGGUAAGCCGUAACUUUGAGCUUGUUGGACGGGUUAACUUGGAUCAGCUGGAACAGAUGAAGGAAAAAAUGGAGAGUUCCAGCAGCGACGAUGAGGACAAGGACGACGAAAUGAGCAGCAAGGCUGAAGACAGAGAGCUGAUGGGAUUCUCAGACCAUGGAGUGCCUGUGAACAGCGAGAAGCGUUUUCCAUGUGAAUUCUGUGGACGGGCAUUUUCACAGGGCUCUGAGUGGGAGAGACAUGUGUUGAGACAUGGCAUGGCAUUGAAUGACACCAAGCAAAUAAGCAGAGAAGAGGUGCACCCAAAAGAAAUGAUGGAGGACAUGCUGAAGAUACCUAUCUCCAUGGAGGAGAAGGAAGACGAUGAGCCAAUUGGGAUAGACUUUUCCCUAAAGAGUGAAACGGUAGCCAUCUGUGUCGUAACUGCCGACAAAUCUCUCCUGGAGGAUGCAGAGGCCAAAAACGAAUAAGAGUUUUGUUGAAAUUCUUAAUCAAACCUGACUUAACCCAUGAUGAGAAAGUGGGAGGGCUGGCAUGGGCUGAGAAGGGAGGGACAGAAAAAAAAUAAAGAAAUAAAGAAAGAGAGAAGACAGAACAAAGCUGCUUUUUAGGGACUGAACAAUCUAUUUUCAAAGCACUGGUACCUGUGUGAGUGAGUAUGUAAAUUAAAGUUAUUUAAAUGGUUGGAAUAUGUGGCUCCUUUUCCAUCACUCCAUCUUUUUCUUCUGGAUCUUCACCAUGGAAGUUUCCUCCGCUGCGGAUGUGGGAAUACCUUCUGUGGGCACGGUGCGUUCCAUGGUCCCCUUGGACAGUCUACGGAAACACACGCUCCGGGACAGUGGAAGACGUCUCCAAGGGGAACAACUUUUUGGCGCACAACUUUCUGUGCGUUUUUCUAGUUUUAAUACCUUAAGCUUUUUCAAGACCUAACUGCAGCCGCUUUGGGGAAAAUAAUAAUAAUAAUAACAAGACAAAAAAAAUAAAAACCAGAAAACAAAAAAAGAACUGCUUUGCAUAAAACAGUCACCUGUUUCCUAGUACCUCAAACUUAACCAAGGGAAUUCUCUGCAUUUCUCAGUACUACCUGUCGUCCUGUGGUUAAAUGUAGAGAGAACUGCUGGGCAAGAUGGUGAAUGGAGGGGGAAAUAAAAAGAGUUUUAAAGAAAGGAACACAAAUUGUGCUUAAAAUCCCCGUGUGGGUUUUAUUUCUUAAAAUACUGUGAUUUUUUUAAUUAUUUUAGUAAAAAACAAAACAAAACAAAAAAACAGAAACAGACUUUAAUUAUUAGAUCACUGUUUGUGAAUGGUCAUCCUUACUCCAGGUAAGCUGUUUAUUCGUGUUCAACUAUAAUUUAGAUUUCAGUAGCUUCAUGUGAACUAAUUUUAAGGUGAUGGUGGCAUUUUGUUUGCCACCUGUUUAUUUUCUAUCCAGUUGAGUGUUACAAACACAGCACAAGGUUUUUUUCAUUACUUGUUUGUGUGUGUAUGUGUAUGUGUGUGUUGUUUGUUACUGUUUUAAUUCGAGGGCAAGGGAGAUUUAGUUUCUUUGUGAAUAGGAAUGUUUUUAUUUUAAACAUGGAAAUAACAACAUAAAAAAGUUAACCUCUUUUGUUUUUCUUUUUAAUUUAAUGAUAGAACCAAACUUUCAGCACAGCUAUACCAUCUAUAGCCAGGCAAAGAGGUCCUCUUCACUCUUUUUGUUGUUUAUCAAAUUAACACCUUAUUUGUCUCACAUCCAUAAUUUCUUAGGAUGGCUGACUUUUGUUUGCAAUGUAUUUUGUAGGGGUUACUCAUUUGUUUGGGGGACCAAGGGGGACAUGCUAGAGUCUGUUCCCUUUGGCGAGAGUGGACAAGAAAUGAUAGAUAAACUACAAGGAGCCUGGAGAACUACUUUUUUGAUUUGUUGUUUUUGUUUUUAAAUUUAGUUGUCAGCUGCUCUGUUUCCUUGUAUUCACUUUUUCUGGAGGAAGCAGCUUAAACUGAAGCUAAGCCUACAUUUAUAAUAUGUUCUGAUUGUGAACAAAAGAGUUUCAUUCCAAAAAGUAGGAAAGAACUUUUCUUAAACCCUAGGUUUUAGAAGUUGGUGUGUGAGCUUGUGUGUGUUUGUGAGUGUGUGUGUGCGCGUGCGCGUGUUUGUGUGCAUGCGCAUGUGUGUGCCAAUGUGUUCACACACGUGCAUGUAUGAGUCUUGGUUUUCAUGAUUUUGGUGGUGUUUUUUUUUUUUAACUUGGAAUGGGAGGGGGAGGGAAGGGAAGGAAGGGCAGGGGAUGACCAUGUCCCACACAGCUUCAAAGAAAAUCCAUGGAAGAUGUUGCAUUUGUGGAAUGAUUGCUUACUUGAAAAGCAUGUUCUUUAUUUUCUUGCUGUUAAGAAUUUUUAUUUGUAGAUUUAAUUUAAUUUUUUUCCCUUAGGGAUGAGGGCCAUCAUAUGGAAAUCAGAAAAAGGGGAAGUGUGAACUCUAGACAAAGAUUCAUGAUUCAUUUUUGUGUCCAUAUUUGUUUUUAAUUGGCCUCAUUUCAAAUGUGCUAAACAGUUUCAUACCUGGAUUGGGUGUUUGUAAUGGCUACCAAAAAAAAAACAGAAAGAAAAAAC